AAAAAAAAUAAAACUUUAGGUUUUCAGUUACACUCCUUUUCGAUCUCCAUUGUCUGAUGUAGUGUUUCAUUUUCGAAAUCUUCCCCACCGCCCGCCGCCACAUCUCCCCGUCUCAGCUCGCCGCCGAACUGUAUCUUCCUCACCAACUAACUUAUUUUUCUUCAGGAUAUUUAUGUAUCGGAGUAGGAGUUCGGAAACUGCAAUGUGUGUCAUAUAGAGCUGAUUUGCCAUCCUCAGAGAGAGAGGUAGAAACCGUACAAGCUAAUAAUGAGCUUGCUUUUAAGAAUAAGGCAUUGUUUACCCAAUAGUUUGUUGUAUAGACAACCUCUUACUGCUAGCACUCUAGGGCUUAAUGCUAGAACAUUAAAUGUAUUUACAAGAAACCUAGGUCAAGCUGCAAGGGAAGAGGAGGAGGAAGAUGUAGAAGAAGUUGAAAUUGAUCAACGAAGUCUCCCAACUGAUUUUGAUCCUGCAACAUUUGAUCCUACUGAUCAUCGUGGGCCUCCAUCGGAAAGAGUUUUCAAGCUUGUAGAUGAAGUGGCAUCUCUAACUCUAGCUGAAGGUGCAGAAUUGGGUCUCACUCUGAUGAAAAAAAUGGGGAUAAAGGAGAUGCCCAAUGUGGGAUUUAUGAAACCAGGAUCUGUAAAUUUGGCUGGAAUGGCAGCAAAAGCAUCAAUAGAAGCCAAGGAGGAGCAAAAGCCAGAAAAAACUGUAUUUGAAUUGAAACUGACGUCCUAUGAAGCAGCUUCCAAAAUUAAAGUCAUCAAGGAAGUUCGAGGUUUUACUGAUUUAGGUUUGAAGGAGGCAAAGGAUUUAGUGGAAAAAACACCUUCUAUUAUUAAGAAAGGUGUUUCAAAGGAAGAAGGAGAUCAGAUAAUAGAGAAAUUGAAAGCUCUAGGUGCAGUUGUCGUUAUGGAAUGAAGUGAUGUAUUGUGUUACUUAGAGAAAUUUUUCAUCUAGUAUCAAAGAGUUUAGAAGUUAGCUGAAAUUUAAGAAAAUUUCAUUAUUAUUAGCCAAAGAUACCGCAAAUUUUGCUAGUGUUGUGUUUCAAGGUGUGCUCAUUUUCCCAAUGGAAUAAAAGUAGUAUCCAUGCUUCUGAUAUUGUUUAGAAGUUGCUAUGAAACAUUAUCCUUUAUUUUUCCCAAUGGAAUAAAAGUAGUAUUCAUGCUUCUGAUAU
Molecule: messenger RNA, 1177 nt
Organism: Medicago truncatula (barrel medic)
Lineage: Eukaryota; Viridiplantae; Streptophyta; Magnoliopsida; Fabales; Fabaceae
Product: 50S ribosomal protein L7/L12
Exons: 2
Coding region: 268-921 (217 amino acids)
Biological process (GO): translation
Cellular component (GO): ribosome; mitochondrion
Molecular function (GO): mRNA binding; structural constituent of ribosome
Source: RefSeq, a predicted model, not a curated record